CCGCCCCCGGCCCCGGCCCACCACGCGCCCGGAGCGGCCGCGGUGCUGGCCGAGCACUCGCUGCCCCCGAACCCGGCCGAGAACGCCCUGGGCUGCGCGGUGUACGGCAUCCUCCUGCAGCCCGACCCGGGCCUGCAGCCGCCGCCCCCGCACCACCCCCCGCACCCCCACCCCCCGCACCCGCCGCUGCAGCCCGCCGGGGAGCCCGGCCCGCCCAAGUGCGGGGUGUGCGGCCACGACCUGGCCCACCUGUCCGACCCCCACGAGCACCAGUGCCUGCCGGGGCACGACCGGUCCUUCCAGUGUACGCAGUGCCUGAAGAUCUUCCACCAGGCCACGGACCUGCUGGAGCACCAGUGCGUCCAGGCGGAGCAGAAGCCCUUCGUCUGCGGCGUCUGCAAGAUGGGCUUCUCGCUGCUGACCUCGCUGGCCCAGCACCACAGCGUGCACAGCGGCGGCGCCGCCAAGUGCUCCGUCUGCGAGAAGACCUACAAGCCGGCCGAGGCGGAGCCCCCGGCGGCGGCCGCGGACCCCGCCGAGAAGCCCUUCGGCUGCCCCGUCUGCCAGAAGCCGUUCAGGCACCUGUCGGAGCUGUCCCGGCACGAGCGGGUCCACACGGGCGAGAAGCCCUACAAGUGCACGCUGUGCGACAAGAGCUUCAGCCAGUCGUCCCACCUGGUGCACCACAAGCGGACGCACAGCUCGGAGCGGCCCUACAAGUGCCCGGUGUGCGAGAAGACCUUCAAGCACCGCUCGCACCUGGUGCGCCACAUGGACGCCCACUCGGGCGAGCCCCUCUUCAAGUGCGACGCCUGCGAGCUGCACUUCAAGGAGUCGUCGGAGCUGCUGCACCACCCCUGCACGCCCAGCGGCGAGCGGCCCUUCCGCUGCGGCGAGUGCCAGAAGGCCUUCCGGCGGCCCUCGGACCUGCGGCAGCACGAGCGGACCCACAGCGAGGCCCGCCCCUUCAAGUGCGACCUGUGCCAGAUGAGCUUCAAGCAGCAGUACGCCCUGAUGCGUCACCGGCGGACGCACAAGAGCGAGGAGCCCUUCCGCUGCGACCUCUGCCAGAAGGGCUUCGGGCAGCCCGCCCACCUGGUCUACCACCAGCACGUGCACGGCCUGGAGAGCCUCUUCAAGUGCAACGUCUGCCAGAAGGGCUUCGACCAGUCGUCCGAGCUGCUGCGGCACAAGUGCGCCCAGGCCGCCGAGCGGCCCUUCAAGUGCCCCGUCUGCGGCAAGGCCUACAAGCGGGCCUCGGCCCUGCAGAAGCACCAGCUGGCCCACUGCGCCGAGAAGCCCCUCAGGUGCACGCUCUGUGAGCGCCGCUUCUUCUCCUCCUCCGAGUUCGUCCAGCACCGCUGCGACCCGGCCCGCGAGAAGCCCCUCAAGUGCCCCGACUGCGAGAAGCGCUUCAAGUACGCCUCCGACCUGCAGCGCCACCGCCGCGUCCACACGGGCGAGAAGCCCUACAAGUGCCCCUCCUGCGAGAAGGCCUUCAAGCAGCGCGAGCACCUCAACAAGCACCACGGCGUCCACGCCCGGGAGCAGCAGUACAAGUGCAUGUGGUGCGGGGAGCGCUUCCUGGACCUCGGGCUGCUGCAGGAGCACAGCGUGCAGCACUCGGCCGAGGGGGCCUACCAGGUGGCCGCCUGCCUGCCCUGAGCCGGCCGGAUCGCGGGCGGGACGGCCCCGCUCCCGGUCCGGGCCCCGGGGGGCGAGGGAUGAGGCGGGCGGCGGCUUCCCCGCCUCACCCGCCGGGCCGAACGGGAGCUGAGUCCGGCGGGUCUCCGGCUCGGGAGGCCCCCGCGGUCCGUCCUCCCCGCCGGGCGCCCCUCCGCGGCGGAGAUUCAGAGCCGCGCGGCGGACCCGGCCGGCUCUCGCCCCGCCCCGGGAAGCGGACGUUGCGGCCCGUCGACGGGCUCUUCCGGGUUUCUCUUCUCAGUUCCGACGUCGACGAGACGGGUCUGCGAGGACCGGUUCCUCGGGGCUGGCGGCACGGGUGGGGGGCAGGAAGCUCGCGGGGCCUCCGGGCGCUCGCCGGGGGACGGA
Ornithorhynchus anatinus (platypus) is the source of this 2052-nucleotide messenger RNA. It is a transcript of the gene ZNF319, whose product is annotated as zinc finger protein 319. NCBI's taxonomy places the organism in Eukaryota, Metazoa, Chordata, Mammalia, Monotremata, Ornithorhynchidae. The transcript has a single exon. The record is from RefSeq and is a predicted model, not a curated record. The annotation marks the transcript as partial.